AAAGAAAAUAUCAGCGUCCCGCUUUCCUUCUAUGCUUAAGUCAUAAUCAAUAACAUCACUGCCACCGUUCUGUCCACAUUUCAAAUUCAAAACCCCCCUCCCGCUCUCUCUGUCGAAACCCUUACAAAAACGACCAGGAACCAAGAAAACUUCUCGCUCUCUCUUCAGAAUCUACUGAGACACCCUGCAAUGGAGGGCAACGAUCAGCCACCUCCCUCGCCAUAUCCACCGUCUGCUUCUCUUCUCAAAGACAUUUCAAAUUUCAAAACCCCAAAACGCGCUUCUCGUGUCCCUAAUUUCACCUCUUCUUCUCCUUAUCCUCAGUUCUUCACCGCUUCCAAACAAACCCCAAAACUGUCUUCUUCUGUCCGCAGUUCCCGGCCUAAACAUAAAACCGCGACAGCCCGUCGUCUAAAGGCAUUUGAGCUAGAACAAUCACAAUCCUCGCGCAAAGUCCAAACUAAAAAAGAACAGUCUCUUAAGUCACUUUCAAAAUCUCUCACUACUUGGCUUAAUUUCCUCCUCCAAAACCCGAGAUCCUGCGGCUGUGAUUUAACCGUAAUUGAUGAUCAAGAUGGAAGCUUUCCAGAGAAGUUAGGGGGGAAGAGACAGAGGAAUGCUCAAUGGCGGAGUCCGAAGAGGCUGAGAGGCGGUGAUUUUGUGGAGAUUAAUGGAACUGACGGGUUUUCAAGUUCAAAGAACUAUGAAUUGUUAAGGAAAUCGUUGAAAGAUGUGUGUAGUUUGGAUGAUUUGAAGCACAGAAUGAGGCUUCAUUUGAGCUUGGCUACUUGCAAGGAGAUUUUUGAUAUCAUGUCUCAUGUCGUUAAGAAUAUUGAUGAAGGCAGGUUGAAAAUGAAGUCACAUUGCCCCAUAGUAACAGAUGUAGGAAUGAAAGAGAAGGCGAUCCAAAUUCUUAUGUGUUAUAACCCAAUUUGGAUUCGAAUUGGAUUGCAUAUUAUUUUUGGCGGUGAUUCCUUGUUGCCUAGCGGGGAUGUUAAAUCUGAUAAAGAAAUUGCCUUUUUGAAGAUGGUAAUUGAAAAGCAGUUUUUCUCUCAUGCUGGACUAGCAAAAGCUUAUGCUUAUAAUAAGAUGGUUGAAGGGUUAUACAGGCCAGGUUACUAUGAAUAUUUGGGUAAUAUAAUAUUGAAGAGAUUUCUGCUGCUGGUUCUUAUACUUGAUAGAGCAAAAUCUAGUAGCGCUCUUUCUUUAAAGUAUGGUAUUGAUGGAGUUGAUGGGGGCUCUCCUCUUUUAUUUGUGGUGCAGUCAAGUAUCAAGUCUAGUCGUCAAAUGAUUAAUGAUUUUCUAUCAUCGGAGAUAAUGCUUGGAGAAGGUAACCUUCUGGCACAUCUAGUGAUUGUAGGUUACAGAGUUUCUUACCAGCAGUGUCCUCUUUUUGAGUAUGACUUUAGAGUGACGGAUUUAUUUGAGGACCUACAAGAUGGACUACGUCUUUGUCGAGCCAUUCAGCUCUUGAGAAGUGACUCAUCUAUUCUUAUGAAAAUGGUAGUUCCAUCUGAUACUCGCAAGAAAAACUUGGUCAACUGUGGCAUUGCUCUGCAAUAUCUAAAACAUGCUGGUGUUAGACUGUGUGAUGAUGACGGCAUGAUGAUUAUGGAAGAUGAUAUUGCUAACGGAGACAAGGAACUAACCAUUAGCUUGCUCUGGAGCAUGUUUAUUCAAUUACAGCUGCCACUCCUGAUCAACAGCAAAAUCUUAGUUGAGGAGAUUCUGAAAAUUCAUGGAACCAAUGUGGAUACCUCCAAAAACAUUAAUCUUAGUUCAGCUUCUUUGCAGUUGCUUUUGAACUGGAUCCAGGUGGUCUGUGAUAAGUAUGAUUAUAAGGUUGACAAUAUUUCUUCUUUGGUUGAUGGGAAAGCUGUAUGGUGUUUGCUUGACUAUUACUUCCGCAAAGAACUUUGCUGUUCUCGUUCUCUUAAGGACCCUACUGAUACUAGAGGGGAAGAAUCAAUUAUGUCUGCUUCUGAAUAUACAGAUGCAGUGCAUAAUUUCAUAUUAUCACAGAAGCUGAUAACCUUGUUGGGGAACUUUCCAGAGAUUCUGCAAAUCAGUGACAUACUUGAACAUAGUGGUGCAAUUAGUGAAAGGAGUGUGGUGAUUCUAUUGGUAUUUCUUGCAUCGCAGCUGACUGCAAAGAAAUCUAUGGAUCAGCUGAAUUUUCAUAAGCUCUUGUGUUGUAAUUGUCAAAGUCCAGAGAGGAGACAUUCAAUCAGUGAACAGUGUGGCUUGAGUUUGAAUGCAAUGCUAGACCAAGAGGAAAUAGAUGAACACUGUAAUGAAGAUGCUGCUAGAAGAUUUAACGCUAUUAAAGCUUGGUGGCAAGAUAUGGCAGAACGGAACAACAGCUUUGUUAUAAAGCCUGCAAUAUCUACUUUGCAGCACUGCUCAACUAAGAAAUCCAGCAUCAACUUUCAAAAAGACAACGCAGCAACACUCAUACAAUCGCACUUCAGAAGGUCAAUUGCACGUUAUCAUUUUUUGAAGAUGAAAAAUGCAGUUUUAAUUUUGCAAACAGUUAUUCGGGCUUGGUUUAUGGUGAAGCGGAUAUCUGCACCUUACAGAUUCUGUGAUGACAUGAUUCAGGACUCUAUCUAUGAAAGGUGGAAGCAGUCAGAAAGAGAUUGGAGAUAUGUCAACUUUAUUUUUGACAGACAUAGCUUUGUCAAGGUACGAAAAUCAGUGGUGUUCAUCCAGCAAGCAGCUAGGAUUUGGAUGAUGCAAAGAAUCCAGGCUGCAAGUAUUAGAAAUCAUGAUAUGUCCACUAUGGAGCUGGUCAGUGCUGCCACUAUUAUUCAAAAAUAUUUUCGUGUUCGGAUAACAAGGUCUAAGUGUAAGGUCAUUCAGAUGAUGAAUGCUCCACACAUGUGCCAAAUGCACCGUAGUAAUCUUGAAAGAGAAGCAGCCAUUCGAAUCCAGCUAUCUUGGAAGAAUUAUAUUGAUGGCAGGUGUCUUCGCAAUCAGCAUCUAGCUGCAAUUAAAAUUCAGCAUCAUUUCCAAUGUUGGCAGUUGAGAAAGAAAUUUUUGAAACAGAAGGAAUUCAUAACAAAAGUUCAGAGAUGCUGCCGUGGUUGGCUGAUAAGGAGGAACUUUAUGCACCAAAUAGAAGCUGUAAAAAAGAUUCAAAACGUUAUUCGGGGCUUAAAUUGUCAGAAGGCAUUUAAUUGCAGAAAGAAUGCUGCUAUUGAAAUUCAACGGUUUGUCAGGGGACAGAUCGCUCGAAAAAGGCUCUUAGGAGCUUCUCAUUUUAAUAUAUGCACCACUGUUUAUUGCAAAUUCCAAACUUCUGGCUGCUUUCCUCGUCCAGAAUUGAAAGUAAUACUAUCUGCAAUAUUGAAGCUGCAAAGGUGGUGGAGAUGUGUUUUGUUGCAUAAAUUAAGAACAAGAUCAGCAAUAGUUAUACAGUCUUAUUUUCGAGGUUGGGUCAGCAGGCAAAAGGUUUAUACAGAAAGGCGAUAUGCUGUUAUGAUCCAAUCUCACUGGAAAGGUUACCUUGUGCGUAAAGAAUCAAGAGGACAGCUAUUGGAUUUGCGCUUGAGAGUGCAGAAAUCCGCUAAAAAUAUAGAUGACAGCAUGCGUAUAAUUAACAGACUCAAAGUGGCACUUUCGGAACUACUGAGUAUGAAAAGCAUCAGCGGGAUUCUUCAUACUUGUGCAACCUUAGAUAUGACUACACAACAUUCUCAGAAAUGUUGCGAGGAGCUUGUGGCCGCAGGGGCCAUAGGGAUUUUAUUGAAACUGAUUCGGUUAGUCAGUCGAAGCAUACCGGAUCAGGAGAUUUUAAAGCAUGCACUUUCAACUAUCAGGAAUCUUACCCGCUAUCAACACUUGACUGAAGUUCUAAUUGACAGCCAUGGAUCAAUAGAAAUCAUCUUUUGGGAAUUUCUCAGGAACAAGGAAGACGGUUAUUUUAUCGCUUCAGAGAUUCUGAAGAAGAUAUGUUCAAAUAAGAAAGGUGGUCAGUCCUUGCGCAAGUUACCCGCCCUCAUAAAGAGGUUACAUAGUCUUGUGGAAGAACUAACAAGGAAAUCAACUAUUGAGAAAAGGAAUCCUCAGGGUGUAGCAGCAAGAGAGAAAACAGAAAAAAGAUUGAGAGAGGCUGUUGGAAUCCUUAAAUUGAUGACAAUUAAGUGAUUCUGUUUGUUAUAGUCGUUUCCUGUUUACUGUGUAUGAUUUGUGUAAACCCUGUACACGAAAGGAAGAGAAAAUAGAAUGUAUUGAGGAUAUACAGAAUGAUUUGAGCUUGUCAACGAUUAUCUGUUGAUGGACAAAGUAUAUUCUGCUAUUUACAAAAAGAAAAUGCCCAUUUCUACAAA
This is a messenger RNA of Ricinus communis (castor bean), 4331 nucleotides long. RefSeq names its product abnormal spindle-like microcephaly-associated protein. Gene Ontology annotation, molecular function: protein binding. The record is from RefSeq and is a predicted model, not a curated record. The coding region runs from base 190 to 4149 and encodes 1319 amino acids. Gene Ontology annotation, cellular component: spindle pole. NCBI's taxonomy places the organism in Eukaryota, Viridiplantae, Streptophyta, Magnoliopsida, Malpighiales, Euphorbiaceae. Gene Ontology annotation, biological process: spindle organization; mitotic cell cycle; establishment of meiotic spindle localization. The transcript is spliced from 19 exons.